AUGCCUAACCCGAUGACUCUACAGGAAGAAUCAGACCACUUCUCCCCAUACCGAACAGACGGGAAGCUCUAUGGCUUCGUCUGCGUGGUCACCGGCGCAAACAUGCCAGUUGGAGCGGCCAUCGUGACAGAACUGGCCGCACACGGGGCAGCAUGUAUAUAUGCCUGCGCCGCCACCGACCAACCGUCUAAUAUCCAAGCGGACUUGUCUAAACUCUACCCAAACACGAAGGUCAUCUCCUACCCUUACUCGAUCUCCUCCGAACAAGACACGCUCGUCCUCAUCGAUGAAGCUCUAAACGCUUGGGGCCGCCUCGAUGUCUGGGUCUGUUCCUCUGGCCUGCUGGGCCCGCCGUCGAUAGACCAGACAACGCCGCAAGAUCUGCAGAAGUGCUUCGAGGCCAACAGUCUGGCGCCGUUCUUCGCCUUGAAAUAUGCCCCCCACGCGAUGCAGAAGACCACGUCCAAGGGGAACUAUCCCAACGCGGCACCGAAAGACCAACGGUAUGGAAGCAUUAUUGUGGUGACAUCCACGGCGAGCACGUAUGGGGGAUGUUGGGGACCGUGCUUCACCAUGAGUUGCCACGCUGCCAUGGGCGUCGUCCGCUCCGGUGUCGCAGUCCUAAAGGGGACCGGUGUGCGCAUCAAUGCCAUUUCCCCCGGACAGAUUGAUGUGGGAGUUAGCCUCAAUGGACUCGACACAAAAAGUACCUUGAUGGGAUACAACACUCAAUUACCUCCUGCAGCUCUCCAAAGUCCGGCAGCGCAGAAAAACAACAUUGGACUCGAAAGGGCGGGGACCCCAGCAGAGGUUGGAAGGGUUGCCGGCUUCUUGGCCUCGGGGUUUAGCAGCUACAUCACAGGGGCGAACAUGAUCGUGGAUGGAGGAGCCAGUGUCAUGUGUCCAUUGAUGGUGCCCAUAUAG
This is a messenger RNA of Fonsecaea erecta, 924 nucleotides long. RefSeq lists its product as hypothetical. Gene Ontology annotation, molecular function: trans-2-enoyl-CoA reductase (NADPH) activity. Bases 1 to 924 code for a protein of 307 amino acids. NCBI's taxonomy places the organism in Eukaryota, Fungi, Ascomycota, Eurotiomycetes, Chaetothyriales, Herpotrichiellaceae. The record is from RefSeq and is a predicted model, not a curated record. Gene Ontology annotation, cellular component: peroxisome. Gene Ontology annotation, biological process: phytol metabolic process. The transcript is spliced from 2 exons.